AAUGAAAAUGUGCGAUAUUGUUUUAACACGAUGGCUGAUGAGCAGAAUACCUUUACACUGCAGCCACACGCAGGAUUUAAAGCCAGGUAGCAGAGUGCAGAAGGUUGGAACAAUGCCAGAUUCACCUGCGGAUGUAAAAACCCAGCCCAGGUCCACCCCACCUACCAUGCCUCCUCCACCCCCGGCUGUCAGCCAAGCAACAAGUCGCAACGCCUCUUUCACCCCAGCCACCAGUAAAUCAAUGCUGAAUGGGAGCAGUCACUCUCCUACAUCACUAAACGGUGCUCCAUCCACUCCCAAUGGCUUCAGUAACGGGCCAGCAAUGUCCUCCACCGCCUCGUUGUCCAACCAACAGCUCCCACCUGCAUGUGGCGCCCGGCAGCUCUGCAAACUAAAGCGCUUCCUCACGACGCUGCAGCAGUUUGGAAACGACAUUUCACCCGAGAUCGGAGAGCGAGUGCGCAGCCUUGUGUUAGGCCUGGUGAACUCCACUCUCACUAUCGAAGAGUUUCACUCCAAACUUCAUGAGGCCACAAACUUCCCCUUGAGACCUUUUGUCAUUCCUUUCCUAAAGGCAAACCUGCCACUGCUGCAGAGAGAACUGCUCCACUGUGCCAGAUUGGCCAAACAGACUCCAGCUCAGUAUCUGGCUCAACACGAGCAGCUGCUCCUGGACGCCAACGCCAGCUCGCCCCUCGACUCCUCCGAGAUCAUGCUGGAGAUGAACGAGCACGGGAAGAGAAGGACUCCUGACAGGACCAAAGACAGCGUGGAGAGGGAUGGGUUGCACCCGGAGCACCUGGCCAAAAGACCCUGCACCAUCAGCCCCAGCCAACGCUUCAGCCCCAGCACUGGUCUGCCCUCUCACCCACCUCCCAACGGCCUCCCCACACACCCUCCCAACGGCCUGCCUCACCCGCCUAACCCCCAAAUGGGACCUCAGCACUAUCGCUUAGAAGACAUGGCGCUGGCACACCAGUACAGAGACGCAUUCAGACACAGUGAACACCGGGACACCAGAGACAGGCACCGGCAGACAGCAGUGCACGGAGCUCGCCAAGAGGAAGUGAUUGAUCACCGUCUUACAGAUCGAGAGUGGGCAGAAGAAUGGAAACAUCUUGAUAAUCUCCUGAACUGCAUCAUGGACAUGGUAGAGAAGACGCGGCGUUCUCUGACGGUGCUGCGACGCUGCCAGGAAGCCGACCGGGAGGAGAUGAAUCACUGGAUUCGCCGCUACAGCGACGUAGAGGAGAUGAAAAAAGGUGGGAGCAACGGACAGCACUGCCUUCCUCCUUCUACUACUACUCUUCCUCCUCCUACUCCUCACCACAACUCCUCCUCCAACACAGCUAGCAGCAGCAGCGAGUCACUCCCCAUAGGAACUUCCUCGGCUGCUGAAAGGCAGACAGGCAGACAGACAGAGAUCCACAGAGACUUCCUGCAUCGGCCUCCCUCAGGGUACCUGCCUGAAGAAAUCUGGAGGAAAGCCGGUACCACAAGCAUCCCGCUCUCCCCAGCACUAAAGCACCUCCAAAACAAGCAGGAGGAGGCGGUGAAUGAAGUGAAGCGGCAGGCCAUGUCAGAGCUGCAAAAGGCUGUGUCAGACGCCGAGAGGAAGGCUCAUGAGAUGAUCUCUGCAGAACGGUCCAAAAUGGAGAGGGCGCUGGCCGAGGCCAAGAGACAAGCUUCUGAGGACGCGCUCACGGUCAUCAACCAGCAGGAAGACUCCAGUGAAAGCUGCUGGAACUGUGGGAGGAAAGCCAGUGAGACGUGCAGCGGCUGCAACACCGCUCGAUACUGUGGCUCCUUCUGCCAACACAAAGACUGGGAGAAGCACCACCACGUCUGCGGUCAGGGCCUGCAGGGGCUGCCAGGGGGCAGCAGCGUCCCUCUAGGCACCCCCUCCUCCUCCUCCAGCUCCUCAGCGUCCUCCAGUGCACCCCCGACCCACUCUGAGAGCUCUCCUCCAGGACCCCUGUCCCUAGUGGGCCAGAGCAGUAUGGCAGGGGGUGCUGGCAGCGGAAGCAUCUCUGCCAGCCCCAAAGAGAGCAGUUCCAGCAGUGCCUCUCGCUCCACAACUCCAGCAACCCCCGCCCUACUGGACGCCACCUCUCGCUGACACCCGCUCCUUGUUGUGCACGUUGAAACGACAGCGGCCACCCUCCACACAAAACCAAACUGAGGAAUCUCCAUUGCACAGUGCUCCCUUUCCUCCUACUCCCCCAAACUUUUUGAAAAACAAUUUGCUAAUCGACAGACUGGUUUUCUCACUUUCUUCCUGUCCAACUUUUUCUGCCUCUUUUCCAAAAAAAGAUCAGCCACAGACACAAAGAUUCCAGCCAGGGGUUCAUUGUAGCGUUAAGCGUAUUACAGUGUCUGUCAUCUCGUCAUAGAAACAUAUCAAAUGUGUUCACUGAGCUUUGACUUGAAGAUGUGCCCUCAGUUAUAUAAGCACGGUAAAUGGCGUCCACAUAAGGACACAGGAAAUGGGCUGUGAAAAGACAGCACGGAUGAGGGAUGACUAGGCCAAUUAGCACUUGGAUAGGAUUUCCCUUUAAUUUAGCACUAAUGGAAGAACAGCAAGCAGCCCAGAGCUGAGUGCUAACAGUCCAAACAGCUCGCCGUGGCCCUUCUAGUCUCUAAUGAAGACAGAGUAAAGAGCAUAACCUUUUUUUAAUGGAUGAAGGAAGGAGUAACGCCUUGAUGUGAUUAAUUCCUCAGAAACACAACUUAGUAUUUAUUAAAGGUUUCUUUCUGGCUUUAAGGGAAAACAAAGACAAGUCCAAAUAUCCUAAAUAAAGAAUAAUAGUAAUGCUGAGAAAAAUGAAUUAGUUUUAAACUGCUAACUACCUUGCUAGCGAGCCAAGAAAAUCUUACACCGGACUCACCUCUCUGCAACCCAAAUAAAUUCAAAGAUGAUAAAAAAAAAAAAAUUACCUGAUCCAAACCUUUGUAUGACACUGCCAAAGUGAAAAACGUGAGCGAUAAAGAGAAGCACUCAUCUUAUAACCAAACGCAAAGCAACAACACCUCCUCAGCAGAAACGCCAGCCCUGAGAGGAUCGGGCCCGGAGGAGCUGCAGAACACGAGCCAGAGUCCAACGUUUAAAUAAAAUUAAAAAACAGACAAACCUGCGACUUGCUUUGAUCUGUAGCUGCCUCCUGCAGCCGGACAUUCAAACAACAUGAAUGCGAAUACGGCGACUCCUCAGCGACGGCCCAGACUAGUGAAUAUGAACAACGCUGUGAAUUCGCCUACAAGAAAGGACCUCACGAAACUGAUGGAAACCUUGCCACAGUGUGGCUCUUCUGUGAACGCAAGAGGCCAAAAGCCUCAAAGGAGACAAAGAUACAUUUAAAGGCAACAGAACUGCCCAAAAACAAAGAUAAAAAAACUCAACAUAAGCUUGAAAACAUUUAAGGUGUUGCGUAUGGGAAGAUUGUUUGUAAGCUGUUUUUUUAAAGCUAAAAAACGAGGAGAUAUUUCAAGGAAACGCUCUUUUACAUUCACUCCCUCCUUUUCCCAAAGCAUGAAUUGAACGAGUAACGAGGGAGGGGGGUGUACACGUCGUUCUCCUCUCUUUCUACCUCCCUUCAUCCCACACCUCCUUUCUACACACUUCACAAUGACUUGACUCAAGUCCGCCUCGAACCCGAGCUUGCUUUGGACACAGCCACAAAGCAGACACACGGGGAGGGUUGAACCUGCUUGUAGAUAUUGUUCCUCCUCUCAUUUUUCCAUUAAUGUCCUUUAUUGCCGACGCCACAUGUGCUGCCCUCGUGUAGAUCCAAAAAAAAAGGAUUCUGUUUUUUUAUUACCUUUUGUUUUCAUCUAAGUUUGGGAUGAGCAGUGAAAACUGAACAAGGAUUGCUUGUUUGGAAAAGGAAGCCCCCACCACACACGUUGUACUUAUUGUUUGAAUUGAUGUAUCUAUAGCGACGAGAUGACCCCCCCCACCCCCACCCCGUAGAAUAUUUUGUAUUGCUCACAUUGUAAGACAGUGAGAGGACGGAGGUGCAAUAUGAAGAGAAUUCAGCUACUGAAUGGAACCUCAGCAACUGCCCGUAGGGUGUCAUAUAAUAUAGAUACAUAUAGAUAUAUUUAAAGUAACAUCAGUAACUUAAUGUGAAUGUACAUAGUAUUUAAAAAGGUCCAAAAAUGUAAUUGCCAAAUAACAAAAACCUUUAAAGAUCAGAAUUUUCUCACAGUGCAUUUGUUUCCCAAAAGUCUUCACCCGUUCAAACACGUUAAACGCUUCUUCUUCUUCUUCUUCUUUUUAUUUCUUUAUUUUAUUGUAUUUAUUUUCAAAAACAAAGUCUCCCGCCUACAGAAAAGGACUAAACAAAAGAUGAUAUGUUUUCCCGUUAUUUUUUCAGCUCCAGAAACGCUGUAGUGAUCCUUUCGCUUGCUCUGAAAAUAAAUCAACAACGGUCGACAACUCCGUGUUUGGAGGAAAGAGCUGUUUGC
Molecule: messenger RNA, 4467 nt
Organism: Nematolebias whitei (Rio pearlfish)
Lineage: Eukaryota; Metazoa; Chordata; Actinopteri; Cyprinodontiformes; Rivulidae
Gene: cbfa2t3
Product: CBFA2/RUNX1 partner transcriptional co-repressor 3
Exons: 12
Coding region: 2-2119 (705 amino acids)
Biological process (GO): negative regulation of DNA-templated transcription; DNA-templated transcription
Cellular component (GO): nucleus
Molecular function (GO): transcription corepressor activity
Source: RefSeq, a predicted model, not a curated record